Pteronotus mesoamericanus is the source of this 2091-nucleotide messenger RNA. It is a transcript of the gene FAM53B, whose product is annotated as family with sequence similarity 53 member B. Bases 38 to 1318 code for a protein of 426 amino acids. Lineage: Eukaryota; Metazoa; Chordata; Mammalia; Chiroptera; Mormoopidae. The record is from RefSeq and is a predicted model, not a curated record. Gene Ontology annotation, cellular component: nucleus. Gene Ontology annotation, biological process: positive regulation of canonical Wnt signaling pathway; protein import into nucleus. The transcript is spliced from 4 exons.
CACCCUGGGACAGAGCCCAGCUCCUGAGGUCCUUACCAUGGUGAUGAUCCUAAGGAAAAGCCUCGACAGCCAGGGCGCCGACUCCGUAGCGUGCAGGACCUUCAACUCUGAGCUGCACACGCCAAAGAAGAUGAGUCACGGACCGACACUUUUCUCUUGUGGAGUUAUGGAAAAUGACAGAUGGCGAGACCUGGACAGGAAAUGCCCUCUCCAGCUUGACCAGCCGAGCGCCAGCAUCUGGGAGUGCCUGCCUGAGAAGUGUCCGGACGGCACCCUGUGGCACCGGGAGGCAGCGACCGCCUGCGCGGUGACCAACCUGAUCAAAGACCUCAGCCUCAGUGACCACAACGGGAACCCCUCAGCACCCCCCAGCAAGCGCCAGUGCCGGUCGCUGUCGUUCUCUGACGAAAUGUCCAGCUGCCGGACAUCAUGGAGGCCCCUGGGGUCCAAAGUCUGGACUCCCGUGGAGAAGAGACGCUGCUACAGCGGCGGCAGCGUGCCCCGCUACUCCAGCGGCCUCGGCGCCAUGCAGAGGAGCUCCAGCUUCAGCCUCCCUUCCCGGGCCGACGUGCUCGCCUCGCCUUGCGACCCGGUGGGGCUUCACCGCCGAUUUGGCGGCCAGCCCGGCCAGGGGGCACCCAGCUCAGCCACCUGCGGACAGGCUGGCGACAUCUGGAGCCCGGACCUGAACCCCGUGGGCGGGGCGCGGCUGGACAUGCAGCGGUCGCUCUCCUGCUCGCACGAGCGGUUCUCCUUUGCGGAGCACUGCGCGCCCUCUGCCAGCAGCACCCCCGCCUCCACGCCGGAGCUGGCCCGACGCCCCAGCGGGCUGUCGCGCAGCCGCUCCCAGCCUUGCGUCCUCAAUGACAAGAAGGUCGGCGUCAAACGGCGGCGCCCCGAGGAGGUGCAGGAGCAGAGGCCCUCCCUAGACCUGGCCAAGAUGGCACAGAACUGUCAGACCUUCAGCAGCCUCAGCUGCCUGAGCUCCGGGAUGGAGGACGGCAGCCCGCACGGCCCCUUCGCUCUUCCCAUCGGCAGCACCAGGUCCUGGACCGCCUUGCUCUCGGCCUCAGCCUCUGGCCCCGGGGGCAGGACCCCUGCCGGGACCCCGGUCCCCGAGCCUCUACCCCCGUCCUUCGACGACCACCUCGCCUGCAAGGAGGAGCUGAGCUGUGAGGAGACGGACGGCUGCACCCUAGACGAGGGCUGUGGCCAGCGUGGGGAGCCAGCCCUGGCCUGGCGGGACCGGGGGGCUGCUGAGAGCAGCCCCUGCUCCCUGGACGGCGAGUUGGAUAUUGAACAGAUAGAGAAUAACUGAGGGGCCACGGCCCCCGGUCAGGGGUGGGGUGCGUGAGGAUCCGCAGCACCCCUCUGGGCACUAGGGGGGCACCUGAAGGGGGGUGCCCCCCUCCUGGGCCUGACAAAAGCUUCCUGGAAGCCGUCGGGCCCUGGGGAGCGAGCCCACCCACCUGCCGGAGAGGCCAUCCGGCCCGCUGAGGCCCUGGCCGUGCCACACAGUGGAAUGGAGCGCCCCGGCCCCUCACCGGCACGGCUGCCCCGGUCCAUGGAACUGCUGUAGCCGCCGGAGCAGCUUCUUGGUGUCGGUCUCUCCCUCUCCUCCUCGUGGGACGUCAGCCACAAGCAUCCCAGGCCCCCCUACUGGGUGGCCUCCCGGCCCCACGCGGCACGCUGGCCCCGGCUGGGGGUCCCGACCCUGCGUGGCCGGUCGGGGGGCACAGGUCCAUCUGGGGGUGCCAAGGCCCUUCUCGGCCUCCUGCUCAGGUUCCGUUUGGGGAGUCGGCCCCGCAGUUUCUUUCACUCAGUUUUACUCUGUGCCUUUUCUCCCAGGUCUCCCUGCUUCAGGCUUGGGAAGGUUCGGGAGACGCUUCCUCCUGUAGUAACACCAGAACCAUUUGGCCUUAAUUCCAAGUGUGAGAGAAAGAGCCCCAGAGGUGCCGGGGUGGCCCUCCACGUGGGAACCCCGGGGGCCCAGGGGACAGCUUGGGGCGCUCGCUAGAGGCCAUCUGCGUCCGACACUGGCGGCUCUGUUGGCUGAAGAGACAGACCCGCUCGCCUCUCCCGUGUGAGGAG